AUGGCGGCAGUGGGGGAAGGGGGCGCCUGCCAGCCGCCGAGCGCCUGUGUGGCGGGGUGGGGGGGCACGCCCCCAAUGGCCACCCGCGCUGAGGGGGGCUGCGCGCCCCCUGCCGGCCGCCCGUGCUUCCUGCAUCGUUUACCCAUGGUUUUAGUAAAAGAAAUCAAGCAAUUGUUAGCCUAUAUUUUGGAACAAAAUGAGUUGAGCAAAAGAAUAGAUAAAAGAAAAAGUCUCUCAGAAGAGAAGAGUCAAAGUAAAAUAAGAAGAGGAAUUAGAAAAAAUCUAUUGACAAGACAUAAUAAUCAUUUAAAAACACAAGGAAAGGAAAAUUUCACAGAUGAAGGUGAACAUCUAUUUAAAAUGGGCAUCAAGAUUCUCCAGCAGUCUAAAAGCCAGAAACAAAAAUCAGAAGCCUACUUACUCUUUGCCAAAGCAGCUGACAUGGGGAACUUGAAAGCAAUGGAGAAAAUGGCUGAUGCCUUACUGUUUGGAAAUUUUGGCACGCAGAACAUAACAGCAGCUGUCCAGUUAUAUGAGUCCUUGGCCGAAGAAGGAUCGUACAAAGCCCAAAACGUAUUGGGAUUUUUGUCUUCUUAUGGAAUAGGAAUGGAAUAUAACCAAGCAAAGGCACUGAUAUAUUACACUUUUGGAAGUGCUGGAGGAAGCAUGAUGUCACAAAUGAUUCUGGGGUACAGACAUCUCGCCGGAAUCAACGUUCUACAGAAUUGCGAAGUUGCCCUACAUCAUUACAAGAAAGUGGCAGAUUAUAUUGCUGACAAACUGGAAAAAACUGAAGGUAUCCCAGUAGAAAAAGUGAGACUCACCGAACGGCCUGAAAACCUGAGUUCCAACAGUGAGAUUUUGGAAUGGGAUGUAUAUCAGUACUAUAAAUUUCUGGCAGAAAGAGGAGAUGUUCAGAUACAAGUAUCCCUUGGACAGUUACAUCUAAUUGGAAGGAAAGGUCUAGAUCAAGAUUACUACAAAGCAUUGUACUAUUUCUUAAAGGCUGCAAAGGCAGGGAGCGCAAAUGCCAUGGCAUUUAUAGGAAAGAUGUACUUAGAGGGGAAUGACGCAGCUCCUCAAAAUAAUGCUACUGCCUUCAAGUACUUUUCCAUGGCAGCUAAUAAGGGCAAUGCAAUUGGUCUUCAUGGACUUGGUCUUCUUUACUUUCAUGGAAAAGGUGUUCCUGUGAAUUAUGCAGAAGCAUUUAAAUACUUCCAGAAAGCUGCAGAGAAAGGAUGGCCCAACGCACAGUUUCAGUUAGGUUUUAUGUACUACUCUGGCUCUGGAGUUUGGAAGGAUUAUAAACUUGCCUUCAAAUAUUUUUACUUGGCAUCUCAGAGUGGACAGCCCCUUGCCAUUUAUUAUCUGGCCAAGAUGUACGAUUCAGGAACAGGAGUGCUACGAUCCUGCAGAACUGCUGUGGAGAAAAAGCUAAAAUUCUUGAGAAAGAAAAGAUGUAUCCGAUGGCACUUCUCCUGUGGAAUCGAGCUGCCAUUCAAGGACGUUCAGUUGGCCAGGAGAUUAUAUGAUAUGGCUGCUCAAACAAGUCCAGAUGCACAUAUACCCGUUUUCUUUGCCCUCUUGAAACUGGAAACUCUACAUUUCCUCCAAGAUAACCUGUUUAACAUUACAACAAGGUGGAAAAUGAUGACAGUGGACAAUCCCCUAGGACCAUACUGGGAUUUAUUUGUGAUCGGCCUACUUGUUGCCUCACUUAUCAUCUUGCUAAGAAAUCAACGUGGGUAG
Messenger RNA from Elephantulus edwardii (Cape elephant shrew), 1749 nucleotides. It is a transcript of the gene SEL1L2, whose product is annotated as sel-1 suppressor of lin-12-like 2 (C. elegans). Gene Ontology annotation, cellular component: endoplasmic reticulum membrane. The record is from RefSeq and is a predicted model, not a curated record. Bases 1 to 1749 code for a protein of 582 amino acids. Gene Ontology annotation, molecular function: protein binding. Lineage: Eukaryota; Metazoa; Chordata; Mammalia; Macroscelidea; Macroscelididae. Gene Ontology annotation, biological process: ERAD pathway. The transcript has 18 exons.